AUCUCACUCUCCCAGUGUCAAGUCAUUUGGCCAGCACGGCAGGAAGUGCUGUGACUAUUCUCCUGGAAAUCCCCUGUGAAAAUCCCAAAGAAAAAAUGGAGUAUGACAAUGAAAAAGUCCUGAAAUUGAUUUAUCCAGAAGGCGUCCCUGGGAGUCUCCAGGAGAACACCGAACUGAUGGAGUACCUGACCAAGUUGGGCUCUUACAAGGCAGACCAAUUGCGGAAAGAAGAGAAUCGCCUUGUGGAAGAGAACAAGACAGUUGUGGAACAGACUCAGGAUUUGGCUAUUACCAAUUACAAGACCUUCAUCCUCACAGCUGAGUGUUCUCGUGAGAUCUUCCGGGAGUUCCGGGAGACGGAGCAGAAACUCGAUGGGCUGAUAGAGAAGCUACCGAAAUUUUCUACUGUCUGUGAGGAUUUUAUCAAAAAGUCAGGAGCUAUAAAUGCGUCCAGGCAGGUCAACAGUGUGACCAUGAAGAGGCAUUCGGAUUUGAUUGAUAUCCUGGAACUUCCUCAGUUGAUGGACACGUGCAUCCGGGCUGGAAAGUAUGAGGAAGCACUGGAACUGGCUUCGUAUGUCCAGAGAAUGGGAGUGAAGCACAAUCACAUUCCUGUGAUCAAGUCUAUCGUCACGGCUAUUGAGGAUUCUUGGCAUACAAUGCUGAGCCAAUUGCUGGCUCAGUUGAGGACGGAUCUGCAGCUGCCCAAGUGCCUCCAGGUGAUUGGGUAUCUUCGCCGGAUGCAGGCAUUCUCCACGGCGGAGCUCAAGCUGAAGUUCCUGCAGGCUCGUGAUAGUUGGUUUACAGGAAUUCUGGCUGGGAUUCCUCAAAAUGACGCUCAGCAGCAUCUCACGAAGACAAUUGAGCUGACCAGGAUUCACUUGUUCAAUAUUAUUACGCAGUAUCGAGCAAUUUUCACCGAGGAUGACACUCUGUACAAUGGAAGUGACAGCCGGGACAGUAGCAAGAUUUUCCAUGGCUGGCUUCAUGAGAAGAUUGAGGAAUUUUUGAGGACUCUGGAAGAUGAUUUGAGCCGAGGAGUAAAUUCCGUUGAUACGGUUCUGGGGCAGUGCAUGUACUUUGGGUUGUCUUUCAGUCGCGUCGGAGCAGAUUUCCGGGGAUUGAUGGCACCGAUAUUUGUCCGGACGAUUGGGCAGCACUUUCAGAACUCUGUCAAUGGAGUUACGCGGCAGUUUGAGCAGGACAUUGAGAGUUAUACAUUGAUCAAUAAGAUUUCAACAGGAUUGAACCGAGGGAAGAAUUCCACAGGGGACAAUUUGUCUCCUCCGGAUUCUCUGCUGGACUUCCAUCCACUGGCCACUUACUGCAACGGGCUAUUGGGGUCCUUCAAUGAGCUGAGGCUGUGUGCUCCUCUUGGAGUGGCAGAUACCGUGGCCAGAGCGAUCCAAGCAUCCCUGGAGCGUGUCUCAAAGACCAUUUUUGCCUUCUAUCGACAGGAGCAGCAGGCUUUUUCUCAAGCUGAAAGAGACAAUUUCAUCAGACUCUGCUCCUGCUUCGCCUACGACCUCAUUCCCUACAUCCAGCGAUGCAUUCACUGCAUCUUCCCACCUCAUACAAUCGCCCAGCACCUCGGUGUCAAUGUCCAGGCCCUUCAGAAAGCUUCCCUGACCUUCCUCGCUCCCACUGACAUCCUCAAGCCCCUGCAGCACCUUCUCCCCGACCGAGUGGAUGCAAUCAUCAUGCAAGCUGGAGUGGAAGCUGUGAAUUAGUCAUUGGCAUCGAUAUCGGAAAGUGAUUAAUUCCCACGGUCGUCCAGGAAACCAGGAGGGGAAUGUCUUCGGCAGCUAAGCAGACACAACGAGAGAAAUCGGGUGGACAGUAACUAAUAAUGCCAGGAGACUGGACUAAAAAUGAAAGUCAUAAAUAAACGCUGCUGGAGUCA
This is a messenger RNA of Phlebotomus papatasi, 1903 nucleotides long. It is a transcript of the gene Cog8, whose product is annotated as conserved oligomeric Golgi complex subunit 8. The transcript is spliced from 3 exons. Gene Ontology annotation, biological process: intra-Golgi vesicle-mediated transport. The record is from RefSeq and is a predicted model, not a curated record. The coding region runs from base 96 to 1730 and encodes 544 amino acids. Lineage: Eukaryota; Metazoa; Arthropoda; Insecta; Diptera; Psychodidae. Gene Ontology annotation, cellular component: COG complex.